Messenger RNA from Xiphias gladius (swordfish), 454 nucleotides. RefSeq names its product transmembrane immune signaling adaptor TYROBP. The record is from RefSeq and is a predicted model, not a curated record. Lineage: Eukaryota; Metazoa; Chordata; Actinopteri; Istiophoriformes; Xiphiidae. Gene Ontology annotation, biological process: positive regulation of microglial cell mediated cytotoxicity; microglial cell activation involved in immune response; positive regulation of natural killer cell activation. Gene Ontology annotation, cellular component: cell surface. Gene Ontology annotation, molecular function: signaling receptor binding. The coding region runs from base 1 to 327 and encodes 108 amino acids. The transcript is spliced from 5 exons.
AUGUCUGACGCCCUCUGUAUUGUGGGUUCGUUGUUUGGAUCACCAGAAGGACGGCAAGAAUGUGGUUCCUGUUACCUGAUAAACAUGGAGUCUGUAAUGGCCAUUAUUGCUUCUGACAUUAUCUUGACCAUCGUCAUCACUAUUUCGGUGUUCUGCUUUGCAACUCACCACAACAGAAGGAGAGAAAGGGAUUCUCAUGAUGGUAGAAGAAACCUGCCAUCAUCAAUAUCAAAGAAAAUUGCAACAGAGGUCACAGAAUCUCCCUACCAGGAGUUACAUGGAGUCCAAUCAGAUGUGUACAGUGAGCUUCGGCACUUUAGGAAAUGAAACAGCAGAGCUAUAAAAUUCCCAAAAAUGUCUUGUCUGUAAUUAUUUUCAAAAGCUAUAACCACAUGGUACCACACAAUCCUCUACACACAUCUUAUUUUGCCACUUAUACUUCUACAACAUUAUA